Molecule: messenger RNA, 1581 nt
Organism: Fasciola hepatica (liver fluke)
Lineage: Eukaryota; Metazoa; Platyhelminthes; Trematoda; Plagiorchiida; Fasciolidae
Source: the annotation of a GenBank genome assembly
AUGCCCAAACUGCCGGCUAGACAAACCGCAUCCUCACUGGUUGGUCGUACCAACAUCCGACCAAAAGUACUCGCCAAGUCGAAAGUCGCAAAACUCCCACUGAAUCCUUGUUCCGUUAGCCUGACCGAUGUAUUUGGAGGGGCAAACAAAAGGGCAGAGACCAUAGAACACAAUCUUCUUAAUCUCAGUAGCCACAUUUCUUUGAUUGAUACGACCCUAUCCAAGCUAAUUCCGCUCACGUAUAUCUCUGACCCCCCAACAAAUCCGUCAACCCUAGACCUAGUCACGGCUGGGCGUUUCAUAGACGCCAUUGCCUCAGAAAUAGUUCGAAGAAUCAGUAACUCAAAAAAUGCUGUGGUAUUUAAUAUUCCCGACAGAAUCCCUGUUGAGAAAGUAAAACAUAACCUUCUAAGUUCUAUUAAUAUGGCACACCACCCCUGCCAGUGCUUUCGGCUACGAAAGAACAUUCAACGCAAAUCCUGUCCAGUGUUGUUCAAAUUUCUUGAAGAGGAACCCGCUAAACAAUUCAUUAAGAGCCAAUCCACCGUCGCUUUGAGAUCCCCGUUCAAGAAAAUUAAAAUUGCUGCCGACAAAACCCCAUUACAAAGGGAAUUCGCCAGGUCCACCAGCACGCAUUCAGCUUCGUCAAAAAUUGUCCGCCCUCAACUAUCCGCUUCUUCUCAGUCUGACGAUGCGCAAAAUGCAUGCAAUAUCAAUUCGGCUUCAUGUUCACCAGAACAUCGAUCCCAUAUGUUUGACGUCGAUUUAGAUAUAUCCAGUUCAACGUCACCUCACCAGCCAGCGCCUAAGAAACCAAGAAGCAUAGAGUUUACCCCGGGCAAGCUGUCCUCUCUUGAGCUGACUAACUCGAUUCCACCAUUACCUAUCACCGAAAUAUCGGCCACGAUCGAUGACGAUGCGAACCGCCUAACUGGCUUAACAGCCAUACCCAGAAAUCCUCAACCCAUCAGCGGAGUCACCCCAAAUUCUUCUUUGCCAUCUCUCCACUCGGCUCCAAUAGCCACUCGGCAAUCUACGGUGCCUAGGCCAUCCCCCAAACCAGCGAAAACAUCAUUACUAGGUGGACUGCACGCUGUUGACACUACGGUCAAUCCUAACUCACUCAUCAAGCCACACUCUCAACGGCUAAGGACCCCAAGCGAGGCAACACGGAGUGCAACAAUGGACAAGAAAACGUCAUUCAAGACCUAUCUCCCCAAUCCAAACCACCAACCACUAGUUGCACCGUACAUUCCACCCAGUAUCGCGUUCUCUUCACCUGGUUAUCAUCCUCAUCAGGCUGGUACAACUAACCUCCGGGCCUCUUCAACAACGCCACCAUUCAUACCAAACGAUUACUUUAGUGUUCUACAUAACUUCUAUCGUAGCCUAAGUAAUAUUUUCUCACAUGAAUCUCUUUCCUUUUAUCGUUCACAUAUCUCACCCACCCUGAAUCCCUUUUCUACCGCAGGCCACUUACAACAGUACCCACGACCUCCCAGUCUCUACGCCAACCAACACCCGUAUAUCCCACUUCCAUUUCACAUUCCCCCUCCAGGUUACAGCCCAUCAAAUUACUGA